ACACACAAGGCGGAGACACUCCGCGUCCACUUUCACAGCGAGAUUUCAGCGUUAAAAUGCUCUCGAGUAAGUUUUACAAGUAAGUUUUGUGUUUUGACAACUUUGUUAUAUCCUCAAGAAAUAAACGAGCUGUCUGUUAAAGACGUCGCGCUGGUAAUGGCUGCAGAAAAGGAGCAUGAUGAUCCAUUCCAACAAAUUCUGCAUCAAAUCGGUGGAAAAAGUAACAUUCAUUUAAUCAGCGCUGUGAGUGGAUCUGAUGGAGACACCGGCGUGUUACAGGACUUCUUGGCUGAUUUGUUUAAUAACGAGGAAACCACCGACUGUGCUGGCAACAGUAACGGCGAAAUCAAAAUCCAAACAAACGUGUGCAGUCCUGACCAAUCACACACUGAUCAAUCAGAACAGAGUUCAACGGAUCACUGCAGCAACAGAGAGAAACCAGAUCCACUCAAGAACAAAACCGUGAGUUCAAGCCGAAAGAGCAGCGGAAAGCAGAGAGCCAUUAAAUGCUCCGUGAUCAUAUUCAUCUUCAAACACGACUACGUGUGUAAUAAAGAGAAUUACGUGUGUUUGAGGGAGAUUCUGAAGGACGUGAGAGCGCGGAUAAAGAGAAAUGCGCUCCGACCGGCUCUGCUGGGACUCGUUCACACUGACUGCGAUCAAUCAGAGAGUCACGAUUCGGUGGAAUUACUGGAUCGAUCAAUGCGAUCGGUGUUCAUUAAUCACCCCCCACAGGCAAUAUGGACCGGCCCAUACGUCACAAAGUCCCCGGAUUUGUUGCAGGAGAUCAGAUGGAAUGCCUGCAGGGCGGUGAACUCCUCAAUGUCUGCAGAUAGCGCCACUGGCAGGAAAAGCAGCUUGUUUUGGCAACCGAAAUGUUUCCCUGGAAUUUUCAGAAAGAGACCUGGAAGACAAGCUGACGUAAACACCAAUAGUUGGCAGCAAGCCAAUCCAAAUGCAACUGAGGAAGGAAUUCCCCUGCAGAUGCGGCCCACGGCGGACUGAAGCCGGGACGGCUUUGCUAAUAGACCAAAAUGGAUGACGAACAAGCCUCAAACUGUGUUCCUGUGUGCUACACAGGUCAUAUACUCUUGCACUAUGACUUACCAGUCAGGAAGAUUUGGAGAAAUGAGAAGUGAAGGCAAUGAAUGGCUGCUAGAGCGUUAUUCAGGAUGCAUUUUUGAUAUCUCAGAAGGAUAUUAAUCACUAUGAUCAAAGUAACAUACAGAGUUUAUGAAGUAUUAAAUCAUCUAAUGUGACAAUUAAUGAACACUGUGAAUGACUAAUGUAUAAUUUUUGAAAUAAAACAAACUAAUUGCUGCAUAAACUGACCAAUAAAGGAGCUUUUUUGUA
Molecule: messenger RNA, 1353 nt
Organism: Labeo rohita (rohu)
Lineage: Eukaryota; Metazoa; Chordata; Actinopteri; Cypriniformes; Cyprinidae
Exons: 3
Coding region: 157-1005 (282 amino acids)
Source: RefSeq, a predicted model, not a curated record